Messenger RNA from Cercospora beticola, 812 nucleotides. RefSeq lists its product as uncharacterized. NCBI's taxonomy places the organism in Eukaryota, Fungi, Ascomycota, Dothideomycetes, Mycosphaerellales, Mycosphaerellaceae. The record is from RefSeq and is a predicted model, not a curated record.
CGUCGAGAAAGCAUAUAAGGGACAUGAUGGUCGUGCAGUUGGCGAAUCAGAACAAACCGCGGGUCGAGUGCAAGUGCUGGUCACCUACACAUUCUGUUCCCUUCUUGGACAUCGUUUUCCCCUUUCCUUCCUGCUACUAUGAGAAUGAAGUGCGCCGUGUUGUGCUCGAUUGCCACGAUCGCUGGCUCUGCACUGGCCGCUCCAAUCUUCGAAUGGGACCCCGAUAGCAUUGCUUUCACUGGGUGGGAGAAGCGUGAAGCCCAGCCAUGGUUUCCAAAGCCAUUCGGCUGGCGUCUGCCCAAGGCGGUUGUCAAUCAUGUCAACAGCAAACGCGAAGCCGAUACCAAGCCGAUCUUCGAGUGGGAUACGGAGAGUAUCGCAUCCACCGGAUGGGAGAAGCGUAAUGCUGAGGCCAAGCCGAUCUUUGAAUGGGAUCCAGACAGCAUCGCAUUUACCGGCUUUGAGAAACGUGAGACUCUUGCUUCGGCUCUGGCGGACCCCAACUUCAUCACCAGAUUCAUCAGGAAGCACCUGGGCUCUGUGAUGGGUGGUGAGAAGAAGCGCGAUGCUGCCCCGAUAUUUGAGUGGGAUCCGGACAGUAUUGCGUUCACCGGCUUUGAGAAGGCGUAAAGCGACUGUAGAAGCAAUCACCGAGAAGUAGUCUUUUCUCGGGGCUCAAGAGAGUCAUUUGAGCCCACUGUUUGCAUAGAUGGGCAGAGUGACUCGGUUCCAUCUGACUGAGACUCGAAUGAUCCACAAGCUUGACGGUCAAAUACUGCUCAUUCGAUAUUCGUCCUUCAUAGUAGGCCCUG